ACCCUUUGUUUCUUCUUAUCUGAUUUAUCAACAAAUGGAGCCUCGACCUCAACACACACCUCUCAAGAUUGCCCGUUUUGCAGACUUGGGAAUUGGACUUAGAGAUUUGGGUGAUUCCUGGAACAUGGAGAGUGGUAUGUUGAGUGGAGGAGGAGGAGAUGGGUCGCCUCCAGUCGGGCUAGGUCUGGAGCUUGGACGUGGGUCUAGUCAUAGACCAACCGGAUUCACAAAAUCAUGUGGGUUCAUAGUUUUUCAGUUGCAGGAACUACAGCUUCAAUCUCUCAUAUACAAGUACAUGGAAGCUGGUCUACCUGUCCCUAAUCACCUUCUUCUCCCUAUUUGGAAAAGUGUUGCCGGUUCUCUUGGCGGCAUCCACGGCAGCCCUUAUCAACUCUACUCCGGAUUUUUGGGUUGUGGGUCAUUGCACUUGGAGUACAAGAAUGGAAUCGAUCCAGAGCCAGGAAGAUGUAGACGUACAGAUGGGAAGAAAUGGAGGUGCAGCAAAGAAGCUGUCCUGGAUCACAAAUACUGCGAGCGACACAUGCACCGAGGCCGUCAGCGUUCAAAAAAGCUAGUGGAAUCUCCAUGUUCUCCACCUCCACCUCCACGGAAUGCCACGGUGGCCUAUGUGGUGAAUUUGACAAAUUUUUUGGUCACCAAGCAUACAAGUGCCCUUACGUUGCAGGUUUUAGGCAAUGCCAAAGCUGCAUUGGCAGCGUUCGUGUCGGUUAUGAUCUUUAGGAAUCCGGUGACUGUGAUGGGGAUGACCGGAUUCGCGGUUACAAUCAUGGGAGUGGUGCUUUACAGUGAGGCAAAGAAGAGAUCUAAGGCACAGCUAGCAACGAAUUGA
Hibiscus syriacus is the source of this 850-nucleotide messenger RNA. RefSeq names its product growth-regulating factor 10-like. Lineage: Eukaryota; Viridiplantae; Streptophyta; Magnoliopsida; Malvales; Malvaceae. The transcript is spliced from 5 exons. Gene Ontology annotation, cellular component: nucleus. Gene Ontology annotation, molecular function: ATP binding. The record is from RefSeq and is a predicted model, not a curated record. The coding region runs from base 35 to 850 and encodes 271 amino acids. Gene Ontology annotation, biological process: regulation of DNA-templated transcription; DNA-templated transcription; developmental process.